Molecule: messenger RNA, 459 nt
Organism: Fusarium sp. VM40
Lineage: Eukaryota; Fungi; Ascomycota; Sordariomycetes; Hypocreales; Nectriaceae
Source: the annotation of a GenBank genome assembly
AUGUCUGACGAUUGGGAUACCGCUACCAAGAUCGGAAGCCGCACUCGUGGCUCCGGCGCCGCCCAGCGCGAGACUGUUGUUCGAGGAAAGGCCGCUCUCAACGCUGCCCAACGAGCUGGUGGUCUCUCCACCGAGAAGAAGUACUCCUCUGCCAACGCUGGUUCCGCACCAGAGGGUCAGCGCAUGACAAAGGUUGACCGUUCAGACGACAUCAUCAAGCCCAACACUAUCGGCAAGACUGUUGGCGACGUCAUCUCCAAGACCCGACAGCAGGUCGAGCCCAAGAUGACCCAGAAGGACCUUGCCACCAAGUGUAACACCACCCAGGCCAUCGUCGCCGAUUUCGAGCGAGGCAGUGCCACCCCCGACCAGAAGGUGCUCAGCGCCAUGGAGCGGGUGCUCAAUGUCAAGUUGCGAGGCAGCGAUAUUGGCUCCCCCAAGUUCCCCAACAAGAAGUGA